AUGACCUCUGAUAGACAAUCAGCUCCUCGAAAACGCAGGCAUAGUAAGGCCUGUACGCGCUGUCGCAAACGCAAGAUUCGCUGCGAUUUCCAGUAUCCAAAAUGUGGCGCGUGUACUAUUGCAGAUGCAACAUGCCUAGGCUAUGAUUCAGUUCAUGGCGCCAAUCAACCUCGAAGUGCUACAUCUCAUCUCGAACAAGAAGUCGCUCGUUUGGAGGCUGAACUAGAACGCAUUAAUCGUCAGUCGAAGACUCACGUCGAUGUUGCAAUCGAGGCAGUCGACAAGCUCUCCACAGACCUUGCAACCACCGUCGUCUUGCCUCAAGGCCUGACACGAAAGCAAGAAAUCCAGCCUCCACUCACCUCAUCAUUCUUUCUAUCCGGCUCGCCUCCGCCAUAUCUAAUCGAGUGGUCUCAUGAAUAUGGCAUUUCCGACCAUGAAGAGGACGGCUCCUCCUCUCAGAUCAAACUCUCUUCGGUUCCAGAUCAUGUCGUCAAUACAAUGUUGAAGCAUUACUGUGAGAUAUAUCGUCCCCUGUAUCCUGCGGUCGAAGAGACAGAUCUAUUCGAAGCAUACGACAGGGUUUACAACAACAAGUCCCCGUCUCCUUUUGAUAUCUUCUGUGUCCAUAUCACUUUGGCCAUUAGUAUGCAGACGUUGAUGCACCGCGAUGAGAAACGUGCGACAUCAGCUUCAUAUGGAUUUUGGUCGACCGCGGUUGGGAUCCUUCGACAGGCCGGGAUCACGGAUCUCUGGGAGAGGCUGCAAGUCUUACAGCUGCUUACUCACUACGGUUUCCUAAAUCCCAAGCAUGUCGAUUGUUCCAAGUGCGCUGCCGCUGCGACGAGGCUAUGUUUACAGCUGGGGCUUCAGCAUGAGAUACCACUGUCUUUGCAGAAGAACCUUGAUCCUGCUGCACUGAGUAGCAGAAGAAGGAUCUUUUGGCAUUCGUACAAUAUUGAUUGCGCAGUCCACACAGUUCGAUGUCGACCAUUCUUAUGGCCUAGGUCAGCCUCGACGGCUCAGUUCUCUGAUACGGACUCACAAUCGUCUACAAGUCGACAGUUUUGCCUGCUCAGGGAGAUAGAGUCUGAGAUUGCGUGGGCAAUGUACUAUCCCACGUUGGUUGUUGACGAUCUACCCUGGAAUGGCUCUUUUCGCCAAUGGUUCACGGGAGUUCAUGAACGCUUGAAUAUGUGGUACCAAACAACGCAUCAGAGCAUAAACCACGGCGAAAAAAUCCAGUUUCACGAAUUACUGUACCAAUGUCAGAUCAUGAGACUCAAUCGCCCGUCGCCACGGUGUCCCAAUCCCACCCUUGAGAUGCGGAAGAAAACCGUGCAAUCAGCCACAGCCGUGCUCAAAGAGUUCGGCACGAUAGAGAGAGUUGGGAAGCUCUUCAAUAUCUGGCAUGCUUCUUACUUCAUGAUGGAAUCGGGAUGCUGCAUACUUGGUAUCAUCCUAAGCGCCAUGGAAACAUCCCGAGAUGGCGGUUCACGACUCGAGGAGGAUGAGAUGUCUAUCUUGAGCAGAUAUCUACCGACCCUCCCUCAUCUUCUCUGGAAACUGUCGCGACGUUGGCCUGAUGUCGCACAACAUGCGGCAGUUAUGAACACCCUCUGCGAGACGAGCCUGGAGAGAUUCGAUUCAUGGUCCAAAGGGAAAACCGUGGACAGAGCCGAAAUUGCUCGUCUGAAGCACCAACUACUUCAAAACUCACGGUUCUCACCCCUUCCCGCGGAUACCUCAGAGCCUGGGGAUACCUCAGAGCCAUUCUUAUUCCCAGAAAUGUAUCCAACGUUUUUAGAGCCGGGUCUUCCAAAUGAUGCCCAACUCAAUUUUGACCCUCUUGAGCUCGUGGUUCCAGCCGGGGAUGGGGCAUCAAACACCGCUUGGAUCGAUCCCCAGGUGAUCACUAUGCAGGAUACUUCGAACAUACCCGACAUCUAUGGCUUCCAUAAUGACGAUGCUUUGAUCUGGGACUUUGAAGGGCUUGAUUCCGAGGAGAUAUUGGCUGCCCUGGCAUGGUAGGCGAUAUUCUAUGGUGUGGAGCGGAGGAUGAGG
Molecule: messenger RNA, 2064 nt
Organism: Exophiala mesophila
Lineage: Eukaryota; Fungi; Ascomycota; Eurotiomycetes; Chaetothyriales; Herpotrichiellaceae
Exons: 5
Coding region: 1-2031 (676 amino acids)
Biological process (GO): positive regulation of transcription by RNA polymerase II; DNA-templated transcription
Molecular function (GO): zinc ion binding; DNA-binding transcription factor activity, RNA polymerase II-specific; sequence-specific DNA binding
Source: RefSeq, a predicted model, not a curated record